UCCCAACUCCCAACUCCCAAGAUAACGAAAAGGACCAGUUGGGAGACUAGUGUAAAAGCAGGUGACUCUCUCUCUCUCUCUCUUCUCCGCCAUAUCCAGCUAGGGUUUUGGGUUUCGGGUUUCGGGUUUCGGGUUUCGGUGGUGAAAUGGAGACCUCCCUGAGAUACGGCGAUGCCAAAGCCUUAAGAAUCCACGCCAAGCAAAAGCUCCCCCUCUAUUGCAAAACUCACUUGCAGGUUCAUGGAGAACUAGAUACUAGAAUUGGAGUUCCCACUUUUUUUAGAGCCGUUGUGAGGCGCUUCUACCCCGAUUUUUCAGCAAGCCUUGGAGUUGGACUGCAAUAUGAUAAGCGUGAGAAACUGCACUACACUGUCCGUGGGAAGAAGUCGUUCCCCGUGACAAUAGAUGGCCUGUUAAGCUUCAAUGUUAAGGGAAGAUGUAAUCUUGACAAAGAAUUUAAAGAGAGAAACUCCACAGGAGCUGCUGAAUUUUCAUGGAGCAUUUUGAACUUUCAAAAGGACCAAGAUGUCAGGCUCAAACUUGGUUAUGACUUGUUGGACUAGAUUCCAUAUAUGCAGAUCAGGGAAAACAAUUGGACAUUCAAUGCCAAUGGUAAUGGAAAAUGGAGUGUGAGGUUUGACUUGUGAAUAGGGGGAAUUUGAACUACUUAUUUUGUGGGUCAGAUUUGGUGCUGCAAACAUUGUUGUGCUGUAUUUUACUUAUAAUUGACAGGCAAUUGUGCUAAAACUAAAUAGUGAAAAUUUUAAGUGGAACAUUUAGUGGUCCAUUGUUUGAUUCUUUUGGCUUAUAUUUUUUGUAUCCAUAGCUUCUACCAUACAAUGGUAGCUGAAAGUUCAAGUGUCUUGAGGCAGAGGUAAAAGCAGAGGAUAAUGCGAAUUAUAUUUGGGGCAUAUUGGGCAAGAGCACAUCCGCGACAUCUAAAAUGCGAGCUGCUUCUUUUGAGACAUUUUUUGAACAGAUGGUGUAAGGAUGUGGAGUUGUCCUAUAUCGGAAAUGUUAGCUUUGAAUGGUUGUACAGUUAAAACACAGAGCACAAGGAUGAAACUCUAACCUGUUGAAGGCCCAGAAGCCAUGGAUGCAGUUGAAGUCGAGAGGAAGUUCUGGAGGAAUACCAAGUAUUCUACAAACUCCUAACCGUGUAACAAUGACUUUGGGAAGCCUCAGUUGUUUUAGUUUCAGGGCUUGCAGGGACCGAUAUUUAUACAAGAUAUGGGCUAGGGUUUCCGUUCAUACAGGAAACCUAAUCCCACUUUCUUAGCCUCUAACUAAGGUAUCAUUUUCACAUAAAAUCAAGGACUAUCACUCUUACUGUA
Molecule: messenger RNA, 1334 nt
Organism: Pyrus x bretschneideri (Chinese white pear)
Lineage: Eukaryota; Viridiplantae; Streptophyta; Magnoliopsida; Rosales; Rosaceae
Product: outer envelope pore protein 21B, chloroplastic
Biological process (GO): regulation of monoatomic anion transport
Molecular function (GO): voltage-gated monoatomic anion channel activity
Source: RefSeq, a predicted model, not a curated record